Messenger RNA from Stegodyphus dumicola, 769 nucleotides. RefSeq names its product coiled-coil domain-containing protein 12. Lineage: Eukaryota; Metazoa; Arthropoda; Arachnida; Araneae; Eresidae. The record is from RefSeq and is a predicted model, not a curated record. Gene Ontology annotation, cellular component: U2-type spliceosomal complex; post-mRNA release spliceosomal complex.
AAAUUAUAUUAAAACUUGCUCUUUUGACAAAUAAGUUUCUAUUUUAUUCUUGAUGUGUUACAUCAACGGAGUAUAAUGUUGUCAUUAAAUUUCAUGAUAUUUACCACAUGUGAUUUGGCUACUUGCAUGGUGUUUUUAUUUACACCUUUCAGAGCGCGUAUAUGUUUUUCAAAGUGUGUCUCAGAACGGAGAGUCUGAAUAUUCAAGAAAAAGUUCGAUUUUAUUAUAUAUAUUCAUAAUGGAAUUGGGAAGUGGAAAAUUAAUGGAAGAAGCUCAGAAAAGGCGAGAGAAGCUAGCGAAUCUGCGAAGACGUGUGGAAGAACAAAGUGAUACUCAAAAUGAUGCUCCUGAAGUAGAGCUGCCUAAGCCAAUUUUUCGGAACUAUACUCCAAAUGAUGAUGAUUUGAGAAACAAUCAACUUCCUAAAGCUAAGCCAGAGUCUGUUGAAGUUGAAAUAAAAGACCACCUUGAAGCAACUAAACCAGAACCUUUGAUAGAUGAAGUUGAUUUAUCUACAUUAGCUCCACGUAAACCAGACUGGGAUCUCAAAAGAGAUGUUGCAAAAAAACUUGAAAAAUUGGAAAGGCGUACUCAAAAAGCUAUUGCAGAAUUAAUAAGAGAAAGAUUAAAAUCAAAUGAGUGUUCUUUGGUUGAUGCUGUCAGUUAUGCUGAAGCAACAGUUGCUACUAAUGAUUCAGAUGAAGACUAAAUCCACAUACUAAAUAUUGUAUAUAGUAAUUAAAUUAUAUAUUUGUUAUAAUAAUCUCAA